CACUCUGCGCCCGGCUCCCCAGCAGACAUGGCGCACCUCCGCAGCGCAGCACUCCCCACCACCAGCGCCACCAUCGCCGCCGUCUCCCUCUGCCUGGGACUCAUGCUGCUGCACGCCCGCGCUGAAGACUGCAACCCCAUCAGGGUUGAACGCACGCCCCUGUUCCAAGCUGCGAAGCUGCACUGUGCCAACAUUGGAGGAAAGGAGCUGUCCGUCAUCCUGAAGAUGGAGGAGCGUCUGGUCCACAACUACACCACCAACACCACGGAUGCCACGGUGAAGGUCAGCGAGAACCUGUCUCUGCACGUCAACGGGCAAGGCGUGUGGUACGACUUCCGACGGGUGACCGACAGUGACGCCGGAGUGUACAGCUGUGAGGUGCAAAAGAUCUACCCCCCACCUUACAAAACAGAGACGCGCAUGUCUGCUCUCAUCGCAGUGAGCCACUGCCCGCCACCAGCAGGGGGUCAGAGCCAGCCGCAUAGACAUCGCCACCCUUCCGGUCACCAUGGAGACCGGAACUCCACCCAUACGGGGUGUAACGAGCACCCCGGGCGCCCCCCGCACCCCGUGACCCAGCCUGACUCCGCCCCUCUCACCGAGGUGCUGUGGCCCGUGUGCUGUGUGAUGCUCGCCCUGCUCUGUGUUGUGCUGCUCGUCAUCGUCCUGGUGUUUGGGCACAAGCUGAGAAGCGAUGCCCAGAGGGAGAACGAGUACGUCAACACCAGACCUGCAGACUGCAGGAGGCAGAAGGGGGUGCUGAGGCCCAAAUGGGAGGCUCUGCUGUUAUGAUCCCACCAGCUCCAGCAAGACCUUCAGGAGAAACUCCUAAUUCCGAGGUCCAAAAGUACACUUGGCUAUUGGCAAAACAACUGUUGCCAUUUGUUUCAUUUGUGUGUUUAUGUGUUUGUUUAUCACAAUUAUUUAGGCAACAUGUUAUAGUACUUAUAGGAAGUUUAAUAUAUAUAACUAUAGCUAAUAACUUGUGAAAUAUAAUAUAGUACCAUAUGCAAGACUUUGUCUGACUUUGUACUCGAGUGUAUGAUGCUUAAUUUGUCUGUUAUGCUGCUCAGGGAUAUUUUCAUGUUUCAUAUCCAUUUAGGGGUCAUGAGGGGAUUCAGGACGAGACCUAGUUAAACGUGGUUUCUUUAUAAUUCACUGGAAUAGUGCGGUUGCUUUGUGGCUAGACAGAAAUGGAAUCGGGUCAUGGUGAAAAACAACAGGAAGUGCAGUUCAAAGCGGUCUGAUUGAGGGCCGCUGUAUUGUGAUAUUAUCCGUUUAUUUCAGUGUUUCACUUUGCCUUAAUUUAUUUAGCAUAUCUUCGUUUCGCAUCUUCUUUUCUGUAUUUCUGACAUUUUCUGUCUUAUUUGUUCAUCUACGUGUUUACUUUCUGUAAAGCUCUUUGCUCACUUAAUGAUAUCAGGGAGAGUCUUGUUGUAAAUAAGCAAACUAUAUAUUUAGAAAAAUAUUUGUUAAUAUUUUGAUGUAGAGAGUAUUGGGGCAAUUGCUCUGUCGGUAGUUGGGAUUUUAGCACAGUUUUGAACUCCCGACUCCAACUCCAGUGUAAACUGGUGUUAAACUCCAAACUAGUGACAGAGCAAUUGCCCCAUUAUGUCUUAAGAUGCUGCAUGGAUCAUUGAUAUAACUAUCUCUUUAUCUGCCAUCUCGAUCACUAUUCUUAACUCAACAGUCUACUCAGCAUACCCAAAGAGAAAACAUACGCACAAUCAAUAAAUAAAUGUUGUCUUUUCUCUUGACCAUAA
This is a messenger RNA of Sardina pilchardus (European sardine), 1763 nucleotides long. RefSeq lists its product as uncharacterized. Gene Ontology annotation, biological process: T cell receptor signaling pathway; regulation of T cell proliferation. Gene Ontology annotation, cellular component: external side of plasma membrane. The transcript is spliced from 4 exons. The record is from RefSeq and is a predicted model, not a curated record. NCBI's taxonomy places the organism in Eukaryota, Metazoa, Chordata, Actinopteri, Clupeiformes, Clupeidae. The coding region runs from base 28 to 792 and encodes 254 amino acids.